This is a messenger RNA of Biomphalaria glabrata, 3054 nucleotides long. Its product is annotated as amiloride-sensitive sodium channel subunit alpha-like. Gene Ontology annotation, biological process: sodium ion transmembrane transport. Gene Ontology annotation, cellular component: membrane. Gene Ontology annotation, molecular function: ligand-gated sodium channel activity. The coding region runs from base 191 to 2005 and encodes 604 amino acids. The record is from RefSeq and is a predicted model, not a curated record. NCBI's taxonomy places the organism in Eukaryota, Metazoa, Mollusca, Gastropoda, Planorbidae. The transcript has 16 exons.
UUUAUUUUUCAGGAAAGAAAUGCAGGUUAUGCUCAACUGAUUCCGGUUUCAGUUGAAUGGUUUACAUUUCUCUCAGAUAUAAAUUACCAACAUCUUCCUUCUACAUACAUUCAACCAUUAAACAGCAAAGGAACCAUCCGCAGACCAAAAAUAUUUUACGAUUAUACAAAAAGAAGAUAUAUAUUUCAAAAUGGAAAAAAUGGAAAAAGAAAAACAAUCGGUCAGAUCAAUGGCCGCAGGAAUUUCUUUGAUUGGCGUGGCACAGGCCGCAAAGACUGAAAAUUCAAGCUAUGUGAAAGUGUUGUGGGGCUUUCUUACAGUGAUAGCGAUUGCCGUCUUGCUUUUUCACUUGAGCUUUUUGUUUGCUAAAUACAGAAAGUACUCCAAGCAUGCUGACAUCAAUAUAGGGUUCAGUCACCUCGACUUCCCAGCCGUAACAGUCUGCAAUGUGAACAUCAUGCGGAAGUCUAUGGUGAAGCACUCAUCAAAGGAGAUGCAAGUGUUUGUCUCUUCGCUAAAUACACAAGACUGGGUAGCCAAGGCGGCCAACUCGAGCUCAACAACAAGCACAACUGGAGCUAAAAGUAUUGUCAAGAGAGCAGCAGAUACUGCCAACACCGACCCAUAUAAUAGUACUUAUAAUGGUACAAUUACAACUUUUACAGCAUAUGCAACUUUUACAACAGAAGCAACUUCUACAACAGAAGCAAUUUAUUACGACACAGCCAAUGAUUACAACGAUGACUAUGGGCCAAGUUUCGCUUCUCAGAUGAACGAAUACUAUGAUGAAUACGUAAUCAGACAAAAGAUGCUAAAAUCGUUCUUGGACAGUUUUGAUAACGGCUUCGACUUGCCUCAAGAUACAUACGAAGAUCUCUUUUACAAAUCGUACAAUAACGACUCCUGGGAGGCUGUUUCCAACAGAUCCACAAUUGCAACAUUGGUGGAGAAUUUUAAACAUUACUACAGCCUUAUGAAUAUUACCCAGCAAAAAAAUGUCAGCCAUCAGGUCCGAGACAUGUUCAGACAAUGUUCCUUCUCCACCAGGACAUGUGAAAACUCCUAUAAACAAACGACGAAUUCAGAAUUUGGAAAUUGUUACACUAUAGAAGACUCACGGUACAUUUCAAAGAAGAGUGGACCUGCUGGAGGUCUUGAAUUGAUUUUGUUUUUGGAAAAUGACGAGUACCUGCCCUUGGUUACCAGUGGCAGAGGCGCUCACGUUAUAAUCCAUGACCGGAACACAGUUCCACUCCCAGACGAUGAGGGCAUCGCCAUACCAGUGGGGCAACAAACUAUGAUUGGGCUUAAAGAGACCAAUAUAAGUCGACUGGGAGGUCACUACAUUGCAUGUAAAGAUGUGGAUACAUUCUACAGCACCUACGGUGUCAGUUACACGAGAAACCUGUGUCAGAAAAUGUGUCUCCUAAGGAAGAUCUAUGAGAAGUGCCAGUGUCUGGACACACACUACAACUAUAUCAAUAUCUUGAUGAAGUUCGUUGACAAUAGGACCUGUCUCACACAAGAUGAGGUGCACUGCCUGGCUGAAAUCAAAGAUACUUUCGUGGGAGAUGACGAAGGCUGUGGUUGUUACAGUCCAUGCAGUGAGAAAGUAUACGAUGCUUAUAUAUCGUCCAGACAGUGGCCUAACGAUGACAUUGCAGAAGUUUUGAUCCAAGAUGUCUGUAGCAGCAAACCAAAUGUAUGCAGUACUCUGAAAAGCAAAACAAACGUGGAAAAAAGGGAAAGUUUCCUCAAACUAAACAUUUACUACAGAGACCUAAAUUUCCAAGAAAUGAAAGAGGAGUCCGACUAUGAUAAAUAUCAACUGAUGUCGGACUUUGGAGGAACCAUUGGACUUUGGCUCGGCCUUUCGAUUUUAAGUGCGUUUGAAAUAGUUCAACUCUUUUUAGGCGCAUAUUGUAUACUUUUAAAAAAGGCAGAUAAUAGAAGAGAGAAAAAGAGAGAAAGUAAAAAGAAAGUCGUGGCAGAGACUUCAGCUUAAUUUAUAAAAACUCCAUUUUUGAAAUACUAGAUCGUUUCAUAAUAACUAUAAUAUGAUUAUUUCGACACAUUCAAGGCACAUUGGGAAAAAAAAAUGAAGCUCUUAAGUCUGUAUCAUGAUAAUACUGUAAAUAGACUUUGUUUAGGGACACAACCCCAGUCAUCAUUCUCAUUAUCAUGCAACUUUUUAUAUGAUAGAGACUUAUAAUGCAAUAGGUUAUACAUUUUUUAUGGAAAUGACUUCAUUGUUGCAAUGUACUACGGAGAUGCGCAGAAAGGUGAUAGAACUGCAACUCUGUGGUAAAGAGCUUAGCUUCCAAACCUCUGAAGGCUGGCAUCAUCAGUGAAGUUUAAUGGUGCGCUCGGAGAUCUAAACAUUUGUUUAAGAGAAGAGUACAGCGAUUGUGCUAGCCACAUGCCACUCUCGUUACCAGUGGGACACAUAAACAUUUGAGCUAGGACUUAAAUGUACUCUGUAAAAGACAAUCUUGUAGUGAUGUUAUUUGUCUGAUGCCUAGCCUGACUAACAUUUCUAGAACUCAUUUGUUCUCUUGGAAAUGAAAUCAUUUAAUCCAAUCCAACUUUUUGACGUAAACGUCUCAUGUGAAGUUGAAACUGUGGUAUGUAUAUAUAUAUAUUUUGUUUGCUAUUGUUAUAAUGUUUUGCAAUGUGGGAUGCACAUAUUGUAUGACAUAUUUCCUCAAGGAUGGCUCCCUGGUCUAAUGGUAUGCCCUCUGGUGUGUAUGUUCUGUUUAAUACAACUUAAAAACAUGUUUAUAGUUACUCAUACAUAUGGAUGUUAUAUACAGUUACAAAAGAUGUCUUUAUUUAUUGUUAUUGUUACUAUUUCUAUGAUUGUAACAUAAGCAUUUAGACCCUGUAUGCAUUCUUAAUUUAUACAAAUCUGGAUGUCUGCGUUAUAAAUUACUUAUCAAUAAAGUACAUAAUUAUAACCUACCCAUUAUUUUAAAAUUCAUGACUAGUUUCAUGCAUUCGCUAGAAACCGAACUUUGUUUUUCACACACACAAUAAAUGAUGAAAAAAGAAUAA